Messenger RNA from Staurois parvus, 1692 nucleotides. NCBI's taxonomy places the organism in Eukaryota, Metazoa, Chordata, Amphibia, Anura, Ranidae. The record is from the annotation of a GenBank genome assembly.
CAGGAUUCUGCUGCUGGUGGUCCUCGGAGUGGAUUUGGCGGUCGGGGAAGGCUGGGGGUCUACCUGGAGCCAGAGCAAAGUCUCAGGGUCCCGGAUGGUUGGACGCAGACAGAGCGCCUCUCAGGCGAUGAAUCGGUGAUCCUGACCUUCGCCCUGAAGCAGCAGAAUGUGGAGAAAUUGCGGGAUCUGGUUGGGAAAGUAUCCGACCCAGAGUCACCCCAAUAUGGGUCACUACUUGUCCUGGAAGACCUCAGUGCUCUGCUUCGUCCCUCCCUUGACACCCUUCGGACAGUCCGCACUUGGCUGGGGAAACAUGGAGUCCAGCAGUGUGACAGCGUGCAGACUGGAGACUUCCUGCAGUGUGAGAUGCCAGUCAGCACCGCAGAGGUAUUGCUUCCUGGGGCAAAGUUCCACCGCUACGUGAAUGGAGACCGCAGCGUGGUCAGAUCCACAUCCCACUACUCGCUGACCCCAGAACUGGCUGAGCACAUAGACUUUGUGGGAGGAUUACACCGGUUUCCACCCGUACGGAAAGUCCUGAGAAGACCUGAGAGUAAAGUGGAUGGAAUAAAGGAAGGUUUUCACCUGGGAGUCACCCCGUCCAUUCUAAGAGAGAGAUAUAACCUGACAUCCAGCGACGUUGGAGGCCAGCCCAACAACAUCCAGGCUUGUGCCCAGUUCUUGGAGCAGUACUUCAGCCAAAGUGACCUGGCAGAGUUCAUGAAGUUAUUUGGAGGAGGUUUUGAGCACCGCUCAGAGGUGGACCAUGUGGUGGGUCAGCAGGGUGCAGGCAGGGCUGGUCUUGAGGCCAGUCUGGAUGUGGAGUACAUCAUGAGCACGGGAGCCAACAUCUCCACUUGGGUAUUUACCAAUCCUGGCCGCCACGAAUCACAGGAACCGUUCCUAGAAUGGAUGUUGUUACUGAGUAACAUGUCGUCGGUCCCGUGGGUUCACACCAUUAGCUAUGGCGAUGAUGAAGACAGUCUAUCGGUCGCCUAUAUGCAGAGAAUCAACACAGAAUUCAUGAAGGCUGGAGCUCGGGGCCUCACCUUACUCUUUGCUUCAGGUGAUGAUGGCGCUGGCUGCAUGGAAGUCAUUAAAGGCAAAAAUGCUUUCCGCCCAAGUUUUCCAGCCUCCAGCCCCUAUGUCACCACAGUGGGGGGAACGUCCUUUAAGAACCCCUUCCAGGUGACGUACGAGGUGACCGACUUCAUUAGCGGUGGUGGAUUCAGUAAUGUCUUCCCAAUGCCGGAUUACCAGGUCUCUGCUGUAUCCCAGUAUCUGAAGACUAAAGAGAAACUGCCACCAGAGAACUACUAUAACCGUAGUGGCCGAGCGUAUCCUGAUGUGGCUUCGCUGUCAGACAAUUAUUGGGUGGUGAUAAACCAUUUCCCCAUUCCAUGGGUGUCUGGCACCUCGGCCUCCACACCGGUGUUUGGUGGUAUCCUUUCUCUGAUUAAUGACCAGCGUUUAAAGAGAAGCCAACCUCCUCUGGGAUUCCUAAACCCAGCGUUAUACCGGCUACAAGGAAAUGGGACGCUGGCACUGUUCGACGUCACAGAGGGAUGUCAUGUGGCUUGUUUCGAUGACCUUGUUCUAGGACAAGGAUUUUGUGCAGGUCCAAGCUGGGACCCAGUAACAGGAUGGGGGACUCCAAACUACCCUAAAUUGCUGAACGCUUUACUGCUGUAG